GGCAAAAGAACAUGUCGGUUUCCUUUUCCGUUUAUGUCGUCAACCAGUUGACAGCUGAAAGAUGCCUUCCGUUACAUUAAAAGACGUUGACCAACACAAGUUCGUCAAAGCUUUCUCCCAGUUCCUCAAGAAAACUGGUAAAUUGCGUGUCCCAGAAUGGGUAGAUCUUGUUAAGACUUCCCGUGCCAAGGAAUUGGCACCAUACGAUCCCGACUGGUACUACGUUCGUUGUUCCGCCGUCAUUCGUCACAUUUACUUGCGUUCCCCAGUUGGUGUUGGCACCGUUACCAAAAUCUUUGGUACCCGCAAACGCAACGGUACCAUGCCAUCCCACUUCUGCAGGUCGGCCGGUGGUGUUGCCCGCAAGUGCCUCCAGAGUUUGGAAGCCCUUAAGCUCAUCGAAAAGUCCGCUGACGGUGGCCGCAAAAUCACCUCCCAAGGCAGACGUGACUUGGACCGCAUCGCCGCCCAAGUUAAAGCUAAGGAACGCAAAGCCAUCAGGGCCGGAGUGUUGACUUUGUAAAUUUUUUUUUAAAUAAAAUAUUUAAAUAAGGAAAAAUAA
Molecule: messenger RNA, 562 nt
Organism: Nicrophorus vespilloides
Lineage: Eukaryota; Metazoa; Arthropoda; Insecta; Coleoptera; Silphidae
Product: 40S ribosomal protein S19-like
Exons: 3
Coding region: 62-523 (153 amino acids)
Biological process (GO): ribosomal small subunit assembly; translation
Cellular component (GO): cytosolic small ribosomal subunit; ribosome
Molecular function (GO): structural constituent of ribosome; RNA binding
Source: RefSeq, a predicted model, not a curated record